Molecule: messenger RNA, 363 nt
Organism: Dovyalis caffra
Lineage: Eukaryota; Viridiplantae; Streptophyta; Magnoliopsida; Malpighiales; Salicaceae
Source: the annotation of a GenBank genome assembly
AUGGGUGCUUUUUUUACGUUGUUUACCUUAGUUACUGGAGGGUUUCGGGGAAGACCUAUGUGGGGCACCUUUUGGGUGUGGGAUGCUCGUUUAACCUCUGUAUUCAUCUCGUUCUUUAUUUACCUGGGUGCACUGCGUUUUCAAAAGCUUCCUGUCGAACCGGCUUCUAUUUCAAUCUGUGCUGGACCGAUCGAUAUACCAAUAAUCAAGUCUUCAGUCAACUGGUGGAAUACAUCGCAUCAACCUGGGAGCAUUAGCCGAUCUGAAAACCCUGCCGAGAAUCGAGAGGCGGGAGGGCACCGAAGCUACCACCAGACUAGCGAAAGGUUUCCCGACGAGGAGAAAGAUGAGCGAAUGGAAUGA